Brassicogethes aeneus is the source of this 2044-nucleotide messenger RNA. The record is from the annotation of a GenBank genome assembly. Lineage: Eukaryota; Metazoa; Arthropoda; Insecta; Coleoptera; Nitidulidae.
AAAUUAGUGUGUAUACCCACGUAAUUUCCAAACCUAAACGAAUAUGCUAUACAUUUAAAAAAUAUUUUAAAAUGCAAAAAAAAGUGGAAAAAGAAAAACCAUGGGCUCAAAUAUUUGCUGUUUUUACUGUGUCUUUAUCAUCAAUUUCAAUAUUCAUCUUCCUAUCCUGGCCAUCAACUUCAAUAAAAAAACUUACAGCUGAUAAAGUUUCCUACAACAUCAGUGAUGAGGAAGCGUCAUAUUUUACAGUGGUGCCACCCGUAGCAUCUAUUUUAAUCAGCCCUGUCAUAUCAAAACUGAACGAUCAAAUAGGCAGAAAGUACACCAUACUUACAAUUGGAGUACUCCAGAUUAUAUCAUGGGUUUUGAUUAUUUUCGCCAAAUCAAUUUGGAUGUUCUACUUGUCCAGGUGUUUUUAUGGAAUGGCCGAAUCGGGGUUUUACACUUCAGUGCCCCUGUAUAUAGCGGAAAUUUGCGCGCCCAAAAUACGGGAAACUGGCGGAAACUUCAUGAUGUUUGUUAUGUAUCUCGGAUUGAUUCUAUCGAAUGCUGUGGGGAGUUCAUAUACGAUACGGGAAGAGGCGUUUAUUUUUGUUUGUUUUCCUGUGUUAUUCGUUGUUAUUUUCAUGUUCAUGCCGGAGUCUCCGACGUAUUUGAUAAUGAUAAACAAAGAUGAAGAAGCUAGGAACACUUUGAAGUGGCUGACGAUGCAAAGUGAUGUUGAGGAAGACUUUACAUCUCUUAAAAAUUCUGUUCAUGCAGACAUGUUGGAAUCUGGGACAUGGACGGAUUUAUUUUGCAUUACAAGCAAUAGAAAGGCUUUGUGCGCAGGUGUGUUUCUAAGAUUGUCCCAGCAGUUGGCGGGACUUGGGACGUUUUGUGCAUACACCCAAGUAAUUUUUGAAAAAGCUGGAGGAAAUUUAUCCCCAACGCUAGCAUCAAGUAUCAUUACUGGAUGCCUCUGUAUCUUCAUUGUAACUGGAUUUUUUGUUCUGGAUGCACUUGGACGUAAAAAAACCUACAUCACAUCAACAUUCUUCUCUGGCGUAUCAUUGCUGGUAAUCUCCAUCUACUUUUUCCUGGAUGAACACGCAUCAACCUUGGACCUGACAAAAUUCACAAUGCUGCCGUUCAUAGCAUCCAUAUCCUACACAUUUUUCGUCACCAUGGGAUUGGCAACACUGCCUGUGAUAAUGCCGGGCGAAUUAUUUUCCACCAGCAUCAAAACUAAAGGAUUGGCUCUACUGAACAUUGAAUACGCUUUCUGUUUGUGCUUCAUGACCAAGUUGUUCUACGAACUGAAAAACAGAGUUGGCAUGUUCUGCCCCUUUCUUUUGUUCGGCGUGAGUUGUUUGGUGGCCACUGUCGUUUCCUUUUUUGUAGUGCCCGAAACCAAAGGAAAGACUCUUGAGGAAAUACAACAGGAUUUAAGAAGAAAAAAUGUACAAUGAUUUUUGUUAUGUAAUUAAUGUUAUAUAUUAAAAUACUGAAUACCUUUUGACAUAAGGAAUAAAGGAAAAAUAUUUAAUAAAAUAUUUUUCCAAAGAUAAAGAAAAAAUAUGCAUUAGAAGUUUUUUAUAUUUUUUGUGAUACGACACUGGUUACACACUUGGUUUAUCUCUGCACACUUGUAUUCUGUGAGUACAUAGAUACCAACCAACAAAGUAGCUACGCGUUGCCAGAUGUAAAAAAUUGUUACUAAAAAUUUUUCUUGCAAAAAAUAAAUAAAAACACAAUAAAUACAAAAGUUUUAUGCCCUUAAAGCUCUAAUACCCUUCUGUAUUUAUUUACUCAUCCAGCUAUUAGCUUAAGCAAUGAUUAGAAAAUUUAGUACCUAUUUUAAAAAAUCCAUAACCACAAAAUUAAUUUUUUCAUCAGUUUUUUUCUUUCUGUUUACUCAGAUGAAAUUGGGACCAGUUCACAGGUUAAACUUUAAACAUUUAAUUUGUGUAAAUAAAUUCAAAAGCACUUCCCUUAGUUAAGAUAUUUACAAUUUGAGCACAUAACCUAAAAUUUGAAAGAAAUGCACUAGAUUCUGUCAUAA